CAACAUAUUUUUAUACAAUAUUUACAGCUUUAUAGUGUUUUACGUACUGCUGCCGCAAAACGACAAAUUUCACGACAUUCAAGUAUGUCAGUGAUAAUUAAUCUGAUUUUUAAUUUCAAGAGGAGGUGCUUAAAGUGUAUAAAUAUGGAUAAAUCAAGGUGCAUUGUGGGAUAUUGUGGGAGGCCAGGGACGAACUGAUAUAUUCGUAUGAUCAUCGGCCACUGUUGAAGUACUGGAAGGCUGGAGGGUGUGUCUCUGCAUGAGCAAGCCAGGGCACUCCAGGCCGGUGAGCCUGGCAGCAUUACUGGAAGGGAUGCUGAAAGACGGGAUCUACCUGCAUUGAAAAGGCGAUGACUGAUUACAGAUAGUUGCGUCCGCCACCUCUCCGGCCGGGAGGAUGACAUAGGCGAGGGGGCUUUCCCGAGCAAGUGGUCUCGCAGGGUCUACUACGUCCGAGUGGCGGCAGGAGGCGGGAGAGAGAGAGACGGCGCUGGGGAGCGGGAUGGCGGAGCGGUGGACUGGCUAUCUGUGGGCCUUCCACCUGGUAUCCCACCUGGUCCUUGUUGCCCCGGCAACCGGGGCCCGCCCGCCUUUCAGGACCUUCGGAGCCUCCGAUACCAGCCUGACCCACCUCGCGGUCCACCAGGGGACGGGGGUGGUCUACGUGGGGGCCGUGGACAGGAUCUAUAAGUUGGCGGGCAACCUGACCUUGCUGCGCUCCCAUGUUACGGGUCCCGUGGAGGACAAUGUGCGCUGCUACCCGCCGCCCAGCGUGCAAUCCUGCCCCCAUCCGCUGUCCCUCACCCGCAAUGUCAACAAGCUCCUGCUCAUAGACUACGCCCAGAACCGCCUCAUCGCCUGCGGGAGCACCUUCCAAGGCAUCUGCCAGUUCCUGCGGCUGGAUGAUCUCUUCAAGUUGGGGGAGCCGCACCACCGGAAGGAGCACUACCUGUCUAGCGUUAGUGAGGCGGCUACCAUGUCUGGUGUAAUCAUCUCCGGCCCCAACAGCACCAACAACAAACUCUUCAUUGGCACGCCUAUCGAUGGCAAGUCGGAGUACUUCCCCACCCUCUCCAGCCGGAAGCUGAUGGUCAACGAGGAGAACGCGGAGAUGUUUGGCUUUGUCUACCAGGAUGAGUUUGUGUCCUCACAGCUGAAGAUCCCAUCGGACACGCUGUCCAAGUUCCCGGCCUUUGAUAUCUACUACAUCUACAGCUUCAGCAGUGAGCAGUUCGUCUACUACCUGACCCUUCAACUCGACACCCAGCUAACGUCACCGGAUUCCAGUGGCGAGCAGUUCUUCACCUCAAAGAUCGUCCGGCUGUGCGUGGGCGACCCCAAGUUCUACUCCUACGUCGAGUUUCCCAUUGGCUGCCUGAAGGAUGGCGUGGAGUAUCGGCUCAUUCAGGACGCCUACCUGGCCAAACCGGGCAAGUACCUGGCUCGGUCCCUGAAGAUCUCUGAAAAGGAGGACAUCCUCUUCACCGUCUUCUCCCAGGGGCAGAAGAACCGGAUGAAGCCGCCCAAGGAGUCAGCCCUCUGCUUGUUCACGUUGAGGAAGAUUAAGGAGAAGAUUAAGGACAGGAUCCAGUCCUGCUACCGGGGGGAAGGGAAGCUCUCGUUGCCCUGGCUACUCAACAAGGAACUGGCCUGCAUAAAUUCCCCCUUGCAGAUUGACGACGACUUCUGCGGACAAGACUUCAACCAGCCGCUGGGUGGGACAACUCUGGUGGAGGGCAUCCCGCUCCUCGUCGACGGAGAGGAUGGCAUGACGUCCAUUGCUGCCUACGACUACAGGGGCCACUCCGUGGCCUUCUUUGGGACCAGGAGCGGGAAGAUCAAAAAGGUCUUGGUUGAUUCUGUUGGCCCCGGUUCCGGAGGUCCGUUGCUAUAUGAGAACGUGACCAUCGCCGAGGGAAGCCCCAUACUCCGUGACCUGGUCUUCAGUCCCGAUUACCAGUACAUCUACGCAAUGACUGACAAGCGGGUGAGUCGUGUGCCAGUGGAGAGCUGUGAGCAGUAUGAGAGCUGUGAACUGUGUCUGGGCUCCAGGGACCCCCACUGCGGCUGGUGUGUCCUGCACAAUGUCUGCUCCCGGAAGGACAAAUGUGACCGGGCGAACGAGUACCAACGCUUUGCCUCCAACCUGCGUCAGUGCGUCCAGCUGAGUGUGCAGCCUCGGAACAUCUCCGUCACCACCUCUGAGGUCCUGUUAAUUCUACAAACCCGCAAUGUUCCCGACCUUUCCACCGGAGUCAACUGUUCCUUUGAAGACUUCACGGAGACAGAGGGUCGGAUCAUGGAUGGCCGGAUCUACUGUCGCUCUCCUUCUGCCAAGGACAUCAUUCCUAUCACCAAGGGCCAGGGAGACAAGCGGGUGGUGAAGCUGUACCUCAAGUCCAAGGAGACCGGCAAGAAGUUUGCCAGCACGGACUUUGUGUUCUACAACUGCAGUGUUCACCAGUCUUGCCUCUCCUGUGUUGACGGCUCUUUCCCCUGCCACUGGUGCAAGUAUCGACACAUCUGUACCCAGAACGCGGCUGACUGCUCCUUCCAAGAAGGGCGAGUGAACACGUCGGAGGACUGCCCGCAGAUUCUCCCCUCCACGGAGAUCUUCAUCCCGGUGGGAGUGGUCAAGCCGAUCACGCUGGCCGCCAAGAACCUACCCCAACCUCAGUCAGGCCAACGGAGCUACGAGUGCAUCUUCAACAUCCAGGGGACCGUGCACCGCGUGCCUGCCCUACGGUUCAACAGCUCCAGGGUGCAGUGUCAGAAUACCUCGUACAUGUACGAAGGAAAUGACAUCAGUGAUCUUCCUGUGAACCUCUCCGUCGCAUGGAACGGGAACUUUGUCAUCGACAACCCAGCCAACAUUAAAGCUCACCUGUACAAGUGCACUGCCUUACGGGAGAGCUGCGGACUUUGCCUGAAGGCUGACCCCAAGUUUGAGUGCGGCUGGUGUGUGCUGGAGAAGAGGUGUGUGCUUCAACCCGACUGUCUGACGCCGGGUGGCAGCUGGAUGCACCAAAGCAGCAGCAACAGCAGGUGCACCAACCCCAGGAUCACCAAGCUGGUGCCUGAGACGGGGCCGAAGGAGGGAGGAACCAGGCUGACCAUCACCGGCGUGAACCUGGGCCUGAUGUUCUCCGAGAUCCGAUACGGGGUGCACGUGGGAAGGGUCCGCUGUAAUCCCAUCCCAGAGGAGUACAUCAGCGCCGAGCAGAUCGUGUGUGACAUGGAGCAGGCCAUGCCCCAGGUGGCUGACAAAGGUUACGUGGAGGUCUGUGUUGUGGACUGCAACGAUGACUAUCGGGCUAUCUCAUCAGAGCCCUUCACCUUCGUGACGCCAAGGUUUAACAAGGUGGUCCCCUCCCAAGGACCCAUCUCCGGUGGCAGUCGGGUGACAAUCAUGGGCGUCCACCUCGAUGCCGGCAGUUCUGUGGAGGCUUACAUCGGAGAUAAUGGAAUCUGCCGAUUUGAAAGGAGGACUUCAGGGGAGAUUAUCUGUGUGACAUCUGCCUCGACCACGGGCAAAGGUCCAGCUUCCAUCCGAGUCCACAUUAACCGGGCUCAACUGCAAAACCCCAGCGUUAAGUUCAACUACACGGAGGACCCCACCAUCUCCAAAAUUGAGCCGGAAUGGAGCAUUUGCAGUGGUGGAACGCCUCUCACCGUGACAGGUACCAACCUCGCCACAAUUCAAGAGCCCAGGAUUCGAGCGAAAUACGGCAAAGAUCAGUCGACAAAUGAGUGCCGGGUGUUGAACGAUACGGCCAUGGUUUGCAAAGCCCCCUCCAUCGCGCACAGCGGCCACAACUCAUUGGACGGCCCAGUUCAACCGGACGAGGUCGGCUUUGUCAUGGACAACGUCCAGUCUGUGCUCAUCAUCAAUGGGACGGGCUUCACCUACUACCCUGACCCCUCCUUCGAGAUGCUGAGUCCUUCAGGGUCUUUGGAGCUGAAACCCAGCUCCCCAGUGAUACUGAAGGGGCGGAAUCUGAUCCCCAAUGCGCCAGGCAACGUCAAGCUGAACUACACGGUGCUGAUCGGCGACAACCCGUGCGUGCUGACCGUCUCGGAGACGCAGCUCCUGUGCGAACCUCCCAACCUGACCGGCGAGCAUAAAGUCCUGAUCCAGGUAGGGGGCCUGGAAUUCUCUCCCGGGAUCCUCCACAUUUACUCGGAUAGCCUGUUGACCCUUCCAGCCGGUUUUGGCAUUGGGGGAGGUGGCCUCCUGCUGCUGCUCAUCAUCAUCGUCGUGCUCAUCGCCUACAAGCGGAAGUCCCGCGACGCCGACCGCACCCUGAAGCGCCUCCAGCUGCAGAUGGACAACCUGGAGUCCCGGGUGGCUCUGGAAUGCAAGGAGGCUUUCGCUGAGCUGCAGACGGAUAUCCAUGAGCUCACCAGCGACCUGGACGGAGCCGGGAUUCCGUUCCUCGACUACCGAACCUACGCCAUGAGGGUCCUUUUCCCAGGAAUAGAGGAUCACCCGGUGCUCAAGGAGAUGGAGGUGAAUGCCAACGUGGAGAAGGCGCUGACGCUCUUUGGGCAGCUGCUGAACAAGAAGGUCUUCCUGCUGACCUUCAUCCGCACGCUGGAGGCUCAGCGAAGCUUCUCGAUGCGAGACCGAGGAAAUGUGGCCUCCCUCAUCAUGACGGCCCUCCAGGGCGAGAUGGAGUAUGCCACCGGGGUCCUCAAGCAGCUCCUCUCUGACUUGAUAGAGAAGAAUCUAGAGAGCAAGAACCACCCAAAACUGCUGCUCAGGAGGACUGAGUCGGUUGCAGAGAAGAUGCUGACGAAUUGGUUUACCUUCCUGUUGUACAAGUUCCUGAAGGAGUGUGCAGGGGAGCCGCUCUUCAUGCUGUACUGCGCCAUCAAACAGCAGAUGGAGAAAGGACCGAUCGACGCCAUCACCGGCGAAGCUCGCUACUCGCUGAGCGAGGACAAGCUCAUCCGGCAGCAGAUCGACUAUAAGACAGUGACCCUGAACUGUGUGAACCCAGACAAUGAGAACGCCCCUGAGAUCCCCGUCAAGGUGCUGAACUGUGACACGGUCACGCAGGUGAAGGACAAGUUAUUGGACGCCUGCUACAAGGGUGUCCCGUACUCUCAGCGACCCAAGGCAGCGGACAUGGACCUCGAAUGGCGGCAGGGAAGGAUAGCACGGAUAAUUCUCCAGGACGAAGACGUGACAACAAAGAUCGAUAAUGACUGGAAGCGUCUCAACACUCUAGCGCACUACCAGGUCACAGAUGGAUCGUUGAUAGCACUUGUACCGAAACAGACCUCAGCAUAUAAUAUAUCCAAUUCUUCCACCUUCACCAAGUCUCUCAGUCGCUAUGAGAGCAUGCUGAGAACUGCGAGCAGUCCCGACAGCCUCCGCUCUCGGACGCCGAUGAUCACGCCUGACCUGGAGAGCGGUACCAAGCUCUGGCAUCUGGUCAAGAACCAUGACCAUAUGGAUCAGAGGGAAGGAGACCGCGGCAGCAAGAUGGUGUCCGAGAUCUACCUUACCCGCCUGCUCGCUACCAAGGGAACCCUGCAGAAGUUUGUGGAUGAUCUCUUUGAGACGAUAUUCAGCACGGCACACAGGGGCAGUGCCCUCCCUCUCGCAAUCAAGUACAUGUUUGACUUCCUGGAUGAACAGGCGGACAAGCACCAGAUCACGGACCACGAUGUCCGACACACGUGGAAGAGUAACUGUCUACCUCUACGAUUUUGGGUGAACGUAAUUAAGAAUCCUCAGUUUGUCUUUGACAUUCACAAGAACAGUAUUACCGACGCCUGCCUCUCAGUGGUUGCCCAGACCUUCAUGGACUCCUGUUCCACCUCCGAGCACAAGCUGGGCAAGGACUCGCCCUCAAAUAAACUACUGUACGCAAAGGACAUUCCAAACUACAAGAACUGGGUGGAGAGGUACUAUGCUGAUAUCUCGAAGAUGCCCGUGAUCAGCGACCAGGACAUGAGUGCCUAUCUGGCUGAACAGUCUCGACUACACUUAAGUCAGUUUAACAGUAAUAGUGCACUCCACGAGAUCUACACCUACAUCAAUAAGUACAGGGAUGAGAUUUUGACGACUCUGGAGAAAGACGAGCAGGCGAGGAGGCAGCGACUGCGCAGCAAACUGGAUCAAGUGAUUGAUGCCAUGGCUUGUAGCAGCUGAGAUCCCGUCGGAGAGGAGAGACAGAGGGAGAGAGAGAGAGAGGCAGGAGGGUGGGGGGUAG
This is a messenger RNA of Mobula hypostoma (lesser devil ray), 6224 nucleotides long. Its product is annotated as plexin-A1-like. Gene Ontology annotation, biological process: negative regulation of cell adhesion; regulation of cell shape; regulation of cell migration. Gene Ontology annotation, molecular function: protein binding; semaphorin receptor activity. The transcript has 32 exons. The coding region runs from base 503 to 6163 and encodes 1886 amino acids. Gene Ontology annotation, cellular component: plasma membrane; semaphorin receptor complex. The record is from RefSeq and is a predicted model, not a curated record. Lineage: Eukaryota; Metazoa; Chordata; Chondrichthyes; Myliobatiformes; Myliobatidae.